UACCUUGAAUCGAAAUGGCGAACCAACUGGACCCCUACUGCCUGCUUUCCUUCUUAACUAUAGCGAUGAUUUGCUUCUGGACCAAUUCUAUUGGAGCUAAUCCUGUCUGGGCAGAAAAUGGUAACCACCUGGAACAGAACGAAGUCGCGUUUGAAGCCGGAGAACCAUUAACUGACGAAGAAUUCAACAGCGAUGCUCAGGGGAAGACAGCUUCUGUGGACGGUGCUCAACCGUGGGAAAAACAAUCGUACAACGGGCUGCUAGGUGGUGAUGUGGUACCUGGAGACAAGAAAAACGCCAAUAAGAACGCAGAUUUGAAAUGGCCGAACGCGCAAGUUCCCUACGUUAUCUCCAAGAGUUUUUCGGCGGAAGAUCGUCGAAUCAUCGCGUCCGCUAUGGCAAUGUACCACCAAAUGACUUGCAUUCGUUUCGUGGCACGCGGCACUCAAAAGGACUACGUGAAAAUUAUUCGAAGCCGAGAAUCGACGAGCGGACAGCAAAACAAUCCCGGCUGCUGGUCACUAAAAGGGAGAGCUGGAAACGCGCAGGAAUUGAGUCUUGACGGCGCAUGCGUUAACCGUGCGACAGUGACUCACGAACUUAUGCACGCCCUUGGAUUCGAUCACGAACAAGAACGACCUGAUCAAAAGAAUUUCAUUGUCGUGAAAUACGACAACAUCAAAAAAGAAAAUCAACAGUGGUUCACCCCCAAGCCGAAAGAUGCCAUUAACUCUAUUGGGCGCUACGACAUAAAUUCGGUUAUGCAUUACAACGCUUACGCUUUCGCCAUCGAUUCGUCAAAACCGACCAUGGUUUCAAAAACAGGAAAGACAACGAUGGGAAACAGAAAUGGACUUACUGCGACUGAUGUCGAAAAACUGAAGAAAUUGUACUGCAAAUCUUAGUUCUCUUCAUCUUUGGGAUUACGAUUUCCGAGUACGAUCAUUCGAACGCUC
Molecule: messenger RNA, 956 nt
Organism: Daphnia carinata
Lineage: Eukaryota; Metazoa; Arthropoda; Branchiopoda; Diplostraca; Daphniidae
Product: zinc metalloproteinase nas-4-like
Exons: 8
Coding region: 15-905 (296 amino acids)
Biological process (GO): proteolysis
Molecular function (GO): metalloendopeptidase activity; zinc ion binding
Source: RefSeq, a predicted model, not a curated record